AUGGCGGCGGCUGCGGCGGCGGGCCCGGAGGGACGGCGCGCGGUCCAGGAGGCGGCGGCGGCAGCACCCGAGCGGGGCGGCGGGAGUUGCGUACUGUGCUGUGGGGACCUGGAGGCCACGGCGCUGGGCCGCUGCGACCACCCGGUGUGCUACCGCUGCUCCACCAAGAUGCGGGUGCUGUGCGAGCAGCGGUACUGCGCCGUGUGUCGCGAGGAGCUGCGCCAGGUGGUCUUCGGGAAGACGCUCCCUGCCUUUGCCACCAUCCCUCUGCACCAGCUGCAGCACGAGAAGAAAUAUGACAUCUACUUCAUGGAUGGAAGGGUGUUUGCCCUCUACAGGCAGCUGCUGCAGCACGAGUGCCCCCGCUGUCCCGAGCGGCCGCCCUUCAGCCUCUUCGGGGACCUGGAGCAGCACAUGCGGAAGCAGCAUGAGCUGUUCUGCUGCAAGCUCUGCCUCAGGCACCUGCAGAUCUUCACGCAUGAGCGGAAGUGGUACUCGCGCAAGGACCUGGCUCGGCACCGCAUGCAGGGGGACCCCGACGACACCUCGCACCGCGGACACCCCCUCUGCAAGUUCUGUGACGAGCGCUACCUGGACAACGACGAGCUCCUCAAGCACCUGCGUCGUGACCACUACUUCUGCCACUUCUGCGACGCGGACGGGGCCCAGGACUACUACAGCGACUACGCGUACCUGCGUGAGCACUUCCGUGAGAAGCACUUCCUGUGUGAGGAGGGCCGCUGCAGCACCGAGCAGUUCACGCACGCCUUCCGCACCGAGAUCGACCUGAAGGCCCACAGGACGGCCUGCCACAGCCGCAGCCGCGCCGAGGCCCGCCAGAACCGCCAGAUCGACCUGCAGUUCAGCUACGCGCCCAGGCACUCGCGCCGGAGCGAGGGGGUCAUCAGCGGCGAGGACUACGAGGAGCUGGACAGGUACAACCGCCAGGGCCGCACGGGCCGGGCCAGCGGCCGCGGAGCCCAGCAGAGUCGCCGAGGAAGCUGGAGGUACAAGAGGGAAGAAGAGGACCGAGAAGUGGCAGCAGCCAUCCGGGCCUCAGUGGCCGCCCAGCAGCAGCAGCAGCAGCAGCAGCAGCAGCAGGAAACACGCAGGACUGAGGACCGGGAAGAGGGCGGCAGGCCCAAGAAGGAGGAGGCAGGGCUGCGGGGUCCUGAGGAGGCCCGCGGUCCCCGGCGCCCGGCCCGGACUCCGGGCGAGGGCCCAGGUCCCAAGGAAGCCUCUGCCAAUGGUCCUGUGAACCAGGACACCUUCUCCACCACUGGCCCGGCUGUAGGAGCCACACUCCCAAACGCUCUCCUGCCCCCCGCUUCGAAGCUCAAGGAUGAAGACUUCCCCAGUCUCUGUGCCUCCGCUUUGUCCUCAAGCUCCACAGCAGCCGCCCUAGGCCCUGUGGGGCUGGCGCUGGCUUACCCUGUGCCCGCCAGGGGCAGGACCACCUUCCAGGAGGAAGACUUCCCUGCCCUGGUGCCCUCCGCCUCCAAGCCCAGCAGUGCCCCCACCAGCCUCAUCUCUGCCUGGAACAGCGGGGCCAGCAAGAAGGUGGCGCAUUCUGCCCCGGGCUCCCAGUCCACCAGCGGGGGGAGCCAGCCCCCCAGGAAGUCUGGCAAGGGAGGAAAGGGGGGCAAAAAGGGCGGGCCACCGCCCGCGGAGGAGGUGGAGGAGGAUGGCCGUGCAGGCCUCACAGCCCAGGAGCUGCGGAGCGUGCCCACGACAGUCGCCGUCUCCUCCCUGCUGGCUGGGGCUGCCACCCAGACCUUCAUCAAGGCCGGCAAGAAGAAGAAGGUGGGCUCCGAGAAGUCAGGUGCCACAUCGCCCCCGCCCCCUGACAGAGAGGGGCCCCCUGGGACCGAGCUGGCCCCCACGGCGCCCCCGGGCAGAGCUGAGGGGCCCGCUGCCGUCAUCGUCAAUGGACACUCAGAGGGGCCGGCCCCAGCUCGGAGCACCCCCAAGGAGCCCCCUGGGCUCCCAAGGCCCCUGGGGCCGCCCCCCUGCCCCACACCCCAGGAAGACUUCCCGGCGCUCUGUGGCCCUUGCCCACCCAGGAUGCCCCCACCCCCAGGCUUCAACGCCGUGGUGCUCCUGAAGGGCACUCCGCCUCCGCCGGGCCUGGCGCCCCCUGUCAGCAAGCCACCCCCCGGCUUCUCCAGCCUUCCGUCUAGCCCCCACCCGGCCUGUGUCCCCAGCACUACGACCACCACGAAAGCGCCGACGCCCGUGCCCCGGGCCUACCUGGUCCCCGAGAACUUCCGGGAGAGGAACCUGCAGCUCAUCCAGUCCAUCAGGGACUUCCUGCAGAGCGACGAGGCCCGCUUCAGCAAAUUCAAGAGCUACUCGGGGGAGUUCAGACAGGGCGUGAUCUCCGCAGCCCAGUAUUACAAGAGCUGCCGGGACCUGCUGGGGGAGAACUUCGAGAAGAUCUUCAACGAGCUACUGGUGCUGCUGCCCGACACGGCCAAGCAGCAGGAGCUGCUGUUGGCGCACACGGACUUCCGGGGCCGCGAGAAGCCUCCCGGCACAAAGGCCAAGAAGAAUAGGAAGAGCGCAUGGCAGGCCAGCACCCGGCAGGUGGGCCUGGACUGUUGCGUGUGCCCCACUUGCCAGCAGGUGCUGGCGCAUGGCGAUGUGGGCAGCCACCAGGCGCUGCACGCCGCCCGGGACGAUGACUUCCCCUCCCUGCAGGCCCUCGCCAGGAUCCUCACGUAG
Rangifer tarandus platyrhynchus (Svalbard reindeer) is the source of this 2724-nucleotide messenger RNA. NCBI's taxonomy places the organism in Eukaryota, Metazoa, Chordata, Mammalia, Artiodactyla, Cervidae. The record is from the annotation of a GenBank genome assembly.